GCGCGCGCAGUUCGCGCAGGCUGGCCGCGCGUACUACACGUACCUUUUGUCUGACCUUCCGCUCGAUCGAGACCACAAUCACUCACUUUACGCUCAAUGAUCCUUUCCUACAAUUACAUGCAAUAAUGUAAAUUUGCCAGUUUAAACUUAGUCAAUAUUUUUUCAAGUGAUAGUAAAGUGAUAUUGUAAAUAUUAGUUUAGUAAAUAGUGAAGAUUUGUAAAAAUGAAGCUUAUAGUUUUUGCGGUUUUAAUAUGUAAAGGAUACGCCGAGAUACUAAACUUCUCAGGCGGAGUUAGGUCCAAUUACACAUUCCCGAAGGAUUUCGUCUUCGGCGUGUCUACUGCUGCCAUACAAAUUGAAGGAGCUUGGAACAUAGAUGGCAAAACACCGAGUAUAUGGGAUAACCUAAUUCACAAUAACAGAAGUUUUGUGAGAGACCGCUCAACGCCAGAGGUUGCGGCGGACUCCUACCACUUAUACAAGAGGGAUGCUGAAAUGGUCCACGAACUCGGAGUGGAUAUUUACCGCUUCUCCAUAUCGUGGCCUAGAAUCCUACCUACAGGGUUAGCCAAUGAAGUCAACCCUCUUGGCAUACAGUAUUAUAAAAACCUAAUUGACGAGUUGAUAAAGUACAAUAUCACGCCCAUGGUGACGAUUUACCACUGGGAUUUACCACAGAAACUACAGGAUGUGGGUGGCUGGAGUAAUGCUCAUAUAGUCGAUUAUUUCACCGACUACGCAAAGGUUCUGUUCGACAACUUUGCAGAUAAAGUAAAGUACUGGAUUACUUUCAACGAGCCGAUGCAGACCUGUUUGGAGGGCUACGGGGGCACCACCCGUGCGCCGUCGCUCAACCGCCAUGGCAUCGCCGAAUACCUUUGCACGCAUAACCUCCUUAAAGCCCACGCUAAUGUGUAUCAUCUAUAUAGCCAACAAUACCGCUCUUUGUUUGGAGGUAAGAUCGGCAUGUCCUUGGAUUCCAAUUGGGCGGAGCCGAAGACAAAUUCUGCAAAGGAUAAGCAAGCGGCUGAGUUGUAUUUGAAAACACAUGUUGGCUGGUACGCGCACCCCGUUUAUUCCGCAGAAGGCAAUUAUCCCCCAGAACUUAUAAAGCUGGUCGACGAGAAGAGCAGACAACAGAACUACAGUCGUUCUCGCUUGCCGAAGUUUACCCCCGAGGAGGUCGCCUAUAUUAGAGGCACCGCCGAUUUCUUCGGCUUGAAUCACUACACUACAUAUCUCCUUAGUAUGGCAGAAGGGGAAGUAGGGGCUAUACCGUCUCACGAAAAUGACGUAGGCAUCGUCAGAGUUCAAGAUCCUAAGUGGCCGUCCCGGUCGUCAUCCACCUGGCUCAAGGUGGUGCCCUUCGGUUUCCGAAGACUACUGCGGUGGAUCUCCACAACAUACAACAACGUCCCCAUCAUCGUGACUGAGAAUGGGUACGCAGACUACGAUGGCGUGGACGAUUACUCGCGAGUCUCCUACUACAGCCACUAUCUGAACGCGUUGCUGCACGCCAUACAUGAGGACAAGAGCAACGUGCAGGGGUACUUUGCGUGGAGCUUGAUGGACAACUGGGAAUGGGAUGAUGGAUUUGUGUCCCGCUUCGGUCUGUACUUGGUCGACUUCAAGAGCCCAAAGAAGACACGCACGGCCAAGCGUUCGGCGCGGCUGUACACAGACGUGGUGUCCACGCGGCGGCUGCCCGCAGACUACGACCCUGAGGACUUCUCCGCGUUCUCCGGAGCCGCCACACUGGCUCCCACUCUGCUCCCCCUCCUAGUCCUCUACAGGCCUUAGUUACCCUUACAUACCUUUUUGUUAUGUAAAAAUCUUUAAAUUAAAUUACAUUUAAAUAUU
Cydia fagiglandana is the source of this 1861-nucleotide messenger RNA. RefSeq names its product myrosinase 1-like. NCBI's taxonomy places the organism in Eukaryota, Metazoa, Arthropoda, Insecta, Lepidoptera, Tortricidae. The transcript has 7 exons. The coding region runs from base 224 to 1801 and encodes 525 amino acids. Gene Ontology annotation, biological process: carbohydrate metabolic process. The record is from RefSeq and is a predicted model, not a curated record. Gene Ontology annotation, molecular function: beta-glucosidase activity.